Molecule: messenger RNA, 390 nt
Organism: Diaporthe amygdali
Lineage: Eukaryota; Fungi; Ascomycota; Sordariomycetes; Diaporthales; Diaporthaceae
Exons: 3
Coding region: 1-390 (129 amino acids)
Source: RefSeq, a predicted model, not a curated record
AUGGGUGAGCACCCAGGGAUGAGGCUGGUCACAGAUCCCAAGGACUCUCCAAAUUGGUCAGGCCAGUACAUCUUCGUGCUUCACCAGCUACAGAGCCUCAACAUCAUCGCGGGCCUCCACCAGCUACCCUCGACCGGCGGCCGGUCCGCCGCACCAAUUCCGAUGCAAGUCCGAGUCCCCGAGGCAGCACCCAAUUCCGCCAAGACUCGCCGGAAGAACGAAACGCGCGCUGUCUUCAUCGCAGCCAUUGAGGAUGAUACGCUUUAUAACGGAGUCUACACGAUGCUCGUAGUCCUGCUACUUCGCAAAGGCGCAAAAAUCAAGCACAGGUAUGCGGCCCUCAGAAGGGUAAGACCAGGCAACCGCACACAGCCACCCCUGUUACUGUGA